UUUUAUUUCCGGUUGUGGCCCAUGUGUCUUCAAUGUGCAAAGAAAUAUGGAUAAGACCAAGGAAGGACUUUUGGACGGAAAGUUUAAGUAUAAAACUCUGCCGGAUGGUUCUGUGGAUAAAACAAAAGUAAUCUGUGCAUUUUGCAAAGCCGAAUUUAAUUACCACAGAAGUAAUUCGUCUUUGGCAUAUCACUUAAAAGCAAAACACCCCACCGAAACCAUCUCUACGGGGCCUCGCCAAUGUAAAUUGCAGGAGUGCGUUCGUGGUAAAAUGACAAGAUCUGUAAGUGAUAAGGUAAUGAAUGCUUUGGUUAUUUGGAUAGCUAAAAACUGCCGACCCAUUAACAUAGUAGAUGACGAUGGACUGCGGGACAUCAUUAGAACUGCAUCCGGAGAUGCCUCGUACAAUAUGCCCUCAAGAGGAACCAUCAUGUCAAAAAUACACACUUUGUAUGACGAUGAGAAGGCACAGAGGAUGAACACGUUACAGCAAGCGACACACAUCGCACUGACAGGGGACCACUGGACUUCUGUGAGCAAUGACAACUACUUAGGCAUCACAGCGCACUUCGUUGAUAAAGAAUGGAAAUUGCAUUCAUUCGCACUAACCGUGUCUAAAACUGAGGAACGACAGUACGCUGAGGCAUGUGCGGAUCAUUUUCUCGAUGUGGCAAGAGAAUGGAAAAUCGAGGACAAGUUAAGCACACUUGGCACUGACAGUGCUCGUAAUAUGGUUGCUGCCGCGAGACUACUUCCAUUUGAACACCUGCCCUGCACGGCCCACAUUUUGCAACGAACUGUCACAGUUUCCAUUCACGGCAGUGGAUUUGAAAGUGUCCUAGCUAAAUGUCGCAAGAUUGUUGGGCACUUUAAGCAUAGUCCAUCCAACGCUCACGAACUAAUGGAACAGCAAGUUGCAUGUGGACAGAAACAAGAAUCUCUCGUUCAGGACGUUACGACUAGAUGGAAUUCUACCCUAGAGAUGGUCAAGCGAAUUCAGCGAAACAAAUCUCCACUGACCACUACCCUGGCUCAGCAAAAGAGCAAUGUUGCCAUGUUGACUACACAGGAGCUCGCCAAACUGCAAAAGCUGGAGGAACUACUUGAACCUUGCAGAUAUGUAACUGAACUGCUGGGAGGAGAGCAGUACAUCUCCUGCUCAGUGGUAUUGCCAGCCUUGUGCCACUUGUUCAAAAUUAUGGAGUCCACAGAGGAUGAUCCAGCGUAUGUAGUUCAAUUCAAAAAUGAUUUUACUUCAGACCUAUCUAAAAGGAAGGACAGCACUAAUCUCACAUGGCUGAAGAUCGCUACUGCAAUUGACCCAAGGUUUAAAGACCUAAAGUGUCUUCCCAAAGAUGAAAGGAAUGAGGUGUGGGCUUCACUAAGCAAGCUGUUAAUGGCACAGAGUCCUGGAAAACAAGAGUCUAAAGAGACAACAGACCAACAGCCACCAAAGAAGAGAAGGAUCUCCGUCUUGCUGGUUUCUUCUGAUUCAGAGUCAGAUGAAGAGGAAGAGUCCAUAGAACAGUGUCUUAACCGCUACAAAGCAGAGCCCAAAUUGCACAUGGAGGGUUGUCCACUACAGUGGUGGAAAAAGAGAGAAGCAACACAUGCAAGGCUGGCACCAAUAGCAUGCAAGUAUCUGUCAACCCCUGCUACAACGGUGCCUUGUGAGAGACUGUUCUCACUCUCAGGUCACAUCAUUCAAAAGAAAAGGGCCACAUUGUCCCCUGAUAAUGUCAACAGACUGGUCUGUCUCAGCAACUGGCUGAAUGUAAAGGAGGACUAAGCAAAAUAGUUUCUACUUUAUAAUUAAUGUUCUCAACUCUCAGCAAUACAACGUUACAAUGAGUAAAAUUUUUUGUAUUCAUUCCUUUAUUAGUAUUAUUUUCCAAUUUCCAUAUUUGCAAUGACUAUACUUUGGAAUUUUUUUGCA
This is a messenger RNA of Carassius gibelio (silver crucian carp), 1936 nucleotides long. RefSeq names its product E3 SUMO-protein ligase ZBED1-like. Lineage: Eukaryota; Metazoa; Chordata; Actinopteri; Cypriniformes; Cyprinidae. The record is from RefSeq and is a predicted model, not a curated record. Bases 47 to 1789 code for a protein of 580 amino acids. Gene Ontology annotation, molecular function: protein dimerization activity; DNA binding. The transcript is spliced from 2 exons.